Molecule: messenger RNA, 608 nt
Organism: Amoebophrya sp. A25
Lineage: Eukaryota; Dinophyceae; Syndiniales; Amoebophryaceae
Source: the annotation of a GenBank genome assembly
UAUAAUAAAUGAUGUACAAUCAACAAUGUAGCUGCUGUGUUGACUCGUACAACGAACUGCUCGUCAUCAAUUUCAGAAAUUGGGUCUCUUUCUUCAUAACCCAGGAAUAUAGACUGAUGCUUCUAACUGUAACUCUAACACGGAACGAGGAGUAGCUGACGCUGCAAGAAGAACAGGAUCUACUGGUGAGGACGUAGAAGAGGAUAUUGUCACGGACUCUUCUUCUGAGAGCAUCAUAACUAUCUUCCAACAGAGCGUGAUGGGAUGACCAGGAGCACUAAUAUGGGCGCUCUUGCACUUGAGGAGAUGUGGUGGUCAGCACUUGUUGAGGUAUUGGCAGUCCUAGAGCACCUAGAUUACCACUAUGCUCGGGUCCGUGGUCCAUUGACACGCUUGAUACACAUGAUGCGGAUGCAAAUGCCGAACAUUUAACUCUUUAGCCCCAAUGAAGGUGCCUUAUACCUGUCCUCGAAGUUUCCUUUGACAUCGUUACUUGUUCGUCCAGCACUUGUGCGUUUGAUAUAAUUAUAAGCAGACGAGAGCUCGAUGUGAUUGUGAAGGAUUCCUAACCUAAAAUAGCAAACGCAAACCGAGUGGAAAGAGGCCAG